AUGGAAGGCUUAGUGGAUCCAGAGACAAUCUAUAUGAAGCAAAAUUGCAUUGGAGGUGGAAGCUUCGGACGUGUCUAUAAAGGACUCGACAGACGCAGCGGCGAUUCUGUCGCGAUUAAGAUCAUCGAUGUGGAAAAUGCUGAAGACGAGGUCGAGGACAUUAUUCAAGAAAUCGCUAUCUUGUCGGAACUAAACUCCCCCUACGUCACUAAAUACCAUGGCUCGUUUUUAAAGGGAUCGAGCUUAUGGAUUGUCAUGGAGUUUUGCUCCGGCGGUAGCUGCUCCGACUUGAUGCGUGCAGGGAAACUCACCGAGGACUAUAUUACGAUCAUUCUAAGAGAGCUCCUACGAGGGCUAGACUACCUACACAGCGACAAGAAACUGCAUCGUGAUAUCAAAGCUGCAAACAUCCUUCUCACAGCCAACGGUCAAGUAAAAUUGGCAGAUUUUGGGGUUUCCAGUCAGCUUUCGGCCACAAUGACAAAGAAAAAUACGUUCGUGGGCACUCCUUUCUGGAUGGCACCGGAGGUGAUAAAACAAUCAGGCUAUGAUUACAAGGCCGACAUCUGGUCCCUAGGGAUCACAGCCAUUGAGUUGGCCAACGGGGAGCCUCCUUACUCGGACAUCCACCCUAUGAAGGUGUUAUUUCUCAUUCCUAAAAACCCGCCUCCUACUUUGCACGGUAAUUACAGCAAAGCUUUCAAAAGCUUUGUCGAACUGUGUUUGCGCCGAGAUCCUCGAGAGCGACCCUCUGCAAAGGAACUGCUAGAACAUCCUUUCAUAAAACGGGGACGGAGGACAACGUAUCUGACAGAGCUCAUUGAGACCUACGAGCGCUGGAAUAUGAAGAACGGCAACAAGAACGCCGAUGAUGACGAGGACUUUCUACCCGAGCCCUCCUCGCACACCCCAAGGACCGAAGAAGAAGAUGACCUUUGGGACUUCGGUACUGUUCGCCCUGUUGGACGACCACCAGGAUUGAAGCCGAUGAAGGAGACAGACGUGAAUACCCGCGAUCGUGAAACAACCGAGUGGGAUUUGAAAGACGUACCUCAGAAGGGACCGACCCAUGCCAUUCCGCAGAGGCCGAUGUAUACGAAAGACGUUCGAGCUCCUGCACCACAGACCUCACCAACUAAAGUCCCACUACCGCCAUCACCAGUGAAACAGUCACCCGCAGAAAGUUCACCCCAGACGCCUUCUCGCCUUCAGAGGCCGGUUCCUCAACAUGCUAGGGAAAGCCCUGGUAGUGAUUAUGACAAAGCGCUGCAAAAGUCCCUUGCGCAGGAUCUCUCUUUCUUGCAGCUCGAAAGUUCCCCAAAGGCCCCCGCGCCUGCGCCGAACUAUCGAAAUGCCGCACCAGUCAUGCACGAAUCUAAACCUCUGUCGACGAAAGCGCCCUCACAACCCACGCAACCCAUCCGGAAUAUCCCAGACCAGCACCAAAGGUCAGUUCUGGAAUCACGCCCUCACCAUCAAUUGCCUCCUCAACCACAGCCGCGCCCUCUACCGACUCCACGGCACAUUUCACCCCAGCCGAAUCCGCAAAGGCCUCAGCAAUUCCCCCUGCGUGAACCGCACCCACCCGCUGCCAAGCAAAAUUUCCAUCAGCUGCAUCAAACAAUCGACGCCAGUUUACAAAGUCAGGAAGGCACAAUGCCGUCGGGUGAGGUGACGGCAUUAAACAGUGUCAUCCUGCCUGCUCUCAAAGCGGCCACCCGUCGUCGUGCCCGUCGCCUGGAACUUCUCUCGCGCAACAUGCCCCCGGAAGGAAGUGAAAACCGAAUGGAUUCCUUUGAGCUUCAGUCCCGGCGAGAGUAUGUCCACGGAAUGAUAGAAUCUAUGGUCAGCGAUUUGAGCGGCAUGUUUGCCCGUAUUGAGCGCUGGGAUAACGAAGCUCCCAUCGGAAUGGGAGCGCAUGUCAACUCGUUUCUGGAAGGGUUCCUCGAAGAGGUUCUCGUUCGGAUCGAGCCUGACGAAGAAUCAACUUCGACAAGACAAUAA
Aspergillus melleus is the source of this 2004-nucleotide messenger RNA. It is a transcript of the gene PAK6, whose product is annotated as putative Ste20-like serine/threonine protein kinase. Lineage: Eukaryota; Fungi; Ascomycota; Eurotiomycetes; Eurotiales; Aspergillaceae. Gene Ontology annotation, biological process: protein phosphorylation. The coding region runs from base 1 to 2004 and encodes 667 amino acids. The transcript is spliced from 4 exons. Gene Ontology annotation, molecular function: protein kinase activity; ATP binding. The record is from RefSeq and is a predicted model, not a curated record.